GUGCUAAUCCAUACAAUAUUCUAUCGACCCCUUGGCGUCAUUUCAGAUCUACCGAGGAUUCUUCACAACGGAAGUCAGAAUCUUGAAGCUGUUGGCAUGACGACAGAUGUUCCAAUCACAGAUGACAAUGCGAGUAUAGUAUCGAUAGGGACCAGACAACAGGCUGUACUUCCAAUGUAUGACCUAGUUAUUCAUGCUACGGUUGAAUCAUUGAUUGCAUUAGUUAUUACUGGAGGUAACAGCAUUGUCCUGGUCAGUAUUUUGCUUCACGGGAGCUUGCGCACGGUGAAUAAUAUGUUUGUCACGAGCCUGGCUAUCGCGGACCUCAUUAUGGGUGUCAUUGUAAGCCCUCUCAGAAUCUACAUGGUGUAUCUGAAACCUAUCAUUUAUGGUGAGCUCACUCAAAGUAGAUUGACAUGUCAAUUUCGUCUGUUUUUCCAAAAUAUUUCAUUUGGCGUAUCCUUGUACAGCUUGUGUGGUAUUGCUUUGGAUCGUUACAUUGCUAUCGUGCAUCCUUUGAAAUACAAAAACAUCCUCACUCAUCGAAGGGCUGGACGUUCUAUCGUAUGUAUUUGGAUAUAUAUCAUUUUAUUAAGUGCGGUUCCAUUCUUGGUUAAGGACAGCGUUUCUUUUGAGGAUGGCGACACUUGCCUCUUAAACCAAGUCGUCAAACCACUUUUCUUCACUUUUGCUAAAGUCCAUGUAUUUUUGGCGAUAUUCCUGACUGUGACUGCUCAUACAAUAGUUGCAGUGAUAGCCGCUAGAACUAAUGCGAAAAUAAAGGCUGAAUUGGUGUCGUUCAACAAUAACAUUGCCGUCGCACAUCGUAAUGAGAGCAGGAUUGCAAAGGCCAUGAUUUCGGUGGUUGGGGUGUUUCUCAUUUGCUGGCUGCCCCAGACCAUUGCCUCUUUUAUUAAAUUGGAGAAUGAGCCAGCUUGGUACAAAUCAUUAUAUUGUUACUUGAUCGCAUUGCUAGUGGCUAAUAGCGGUAUGAAUCCUUGGAUUUACGCUAUAAAACUUAAAAGAAUGCGGGAGGCCAUGAAGAAUGUUGUACAAUGCGGGAGGCCAUGAGGAAUGUUGUACAAUGCGGGAGGCCAUGAGGAAUGUUGUACAAUGCGGGAGGCCAUGAGGAAUGUUGUACAAUGCGGGAGGCCAUGAGGAAUGUUGUACAAUGCG
Owenia fusiformis is the source of this 1176-nucleotide messenger RNA. Lineage: Eukaryota; Metazoa; Annelida; Polychaeta; Sabellida; Oweniidae. The record is from the annotation of a GenBank genome assembly.